CCUCACUCACGUAAUAACCUCUGCUACUAAUUACACCCUGAACGUGAACAUCUGAAAAUAUCCUUUCCCAUUGCCGCUUAGCGCUCAUCGGCCGGACGAGGCGGAACCUUACUCUGAUUAGAUGCCAGGCCAGCGUGGAACCGCUCGGAUACAGCUCGGUCACGCUUUCUGUACCCUUCUCGGGGGGCGUAUCUCAACCAUGCACCCCUCAAGCACGCCUGCACACUUCGUUAGCGAGUCGUCCGUCUUCGGUGAUACACUAUCGUCCAAGUGCUACAAUCGAGAUGAUGGCUCUAUCAGAAGACAUGCGCGCAGCACGGUAUUGAUUUGGCACACCAUCCUGCCGCCCUGCAGCAGAGUUUUCAAACCAUCAUAUCCCGUCAGUCCGAGGAAUAGAGUGGAGAUUGACGAUGCUUAUUUCGGCAUAGAAGAGGGCCAUAGUAGCUCCAUUUCAUGGAUGGCGGAGGCGCAAUACGGUCCUCUCCUCACUGCUGCUCUCGCGUUCGCGAUUACACGAUUACGAGCGCGAGUCGUUGCCCUGUCUGUCCCCAUGUGCCGCCCCGGAGAACGCGUUGGCUACUACGUCCAUGCUCCGCUGAAACGUACCACGCUUCCACGACGCGUAGGAGCCAAAAUCCACUAUCAUCUUUUGUAAUCCGUCCUCGCCGAGCACGUAACCCUGUAGCAAGGCACGCGUUAGGUGGCAGA
Molecule: messenger RNA, 708 nt
Organism: Cucurbitaria berberidis CBS 394.84
Lineage: Eukaryota; Fungi; Ascomycota; Dothideomycetes; Pleosporales; Cucurbitariaceae
Exons: 1
Coding region: 122-655 (177 amino acids)
Source: RefSeq, a predicted model, not a curated record